AUGGACGAUUCAACAGUAACUGCUGGUUUCAAUUCAAACAAAGGUUUGUCUGAAAAUGCCGCGUCCGAUUCCUCAGAUGAGGCAGUGGAUGUAACCAACAAUGGAAAAGAUGAUUCAAACAGCAAUGACAUUACUGAUGAUAAUGAAAAUGUUUCCUUUAAUGGAAAGGAAAACCUUGUAGGUGAUCAGACAACUGAGAUCGACUCUCUGUCUAAAACUUUUGAAAACGAGGCUAGUGAUGAAGAGUCCCAGAGAAUUGAAAGCCAUGGAAUAAAGUACAAGAAUCAAGAACAUUCAGAAUUUUCUUACAAGCCUAAAUUUUUCAAUGUAUAUGAUGAUGACUCAGAUCAAAAUUUAUUUGCUGUUUAUGGAAAAUUGCAUGUUAACAAAAAGCAGAACGAAAAUGACAAACAACUUCCUGAAAAUAGUGCAAGUUCAGAAGUGCUACAGGCUUGCAAAAACAUAGAUGUCAUAUUUGUGGUUGACUCCUCAGAUGAUGUUUCAGAAAAGGAGUUCAGAUAUAUCAAACAAACGCUAAUCAAAAUUUCAAAAAUGCUUCAAGAUUAUAGACAAAUGAGAAUGGGGGUUGUUUCAUACGGAUCAAGAAUCUCAGACGUGAUACACUUAUCGAAUAAUGCGUCUGUUAUGUCAAGGUCAAUCCAAACGAUAAAAACGUCCAAAGGUUCUAAUAAACCAUAUCUAGGUAUACUUGCUGGUCGAGGGGCGUUUUCAGAUGAUAUACCAGACAGCACAAAAAAAGUUAUAGUUUUCAUUGCAAGUGGGUUGCAACAAUACACGAAGCCAACAUCGCAACAGGCAAAAAUGGCGAGGGAGGAAGAAAUAAAUGUAAUGACAAUAGGAUAUGGCGAAGGAGCAGUCAGGCAUGACUUUGAGGAAGUUGCAACUAGACGUAGUAUGGUUUAUACAUAUAACAGGGCCGGUAAAGUUUACGAAAAUGCAGAUAAACUACCUUUGUAUAUUUGUAAAGCAGCAAAACGAAGAGCUAGCAACGAUGAAAGUAAAAAUAGCGAGAACAAUGACAGUUCAGACGAAAGUGACGAAAGUGACGAAAACAACGGCAAAGGAAGUGCAAGUGACGAUAACUCUAGGUCUAAUAGCGAUAGUGAUGUGAACACUAGCACGAGCAACGAAAUUGACGAUAAAAGUGAAGGUAGUGGUGCAUCAUCUGGAAGUGAUAAUGACUCUUACAAUGAAAGUGACGAUUGGCAUAAGAGAAGUAGUAACAGUCAUGACGAAAGUGACAUGUUUGAAAAAUCUGACGAGAAUGACAAUUCUGGAAAUAGCAGCGAUGAUGAAAAUUCUGAUGAGAAUAGUGAUAGUACAUCCAGUGAUAAAAGCGAUAAAUCUGAAAUCGGCAAGGAUAGUGAUGCAUCAUCUAGCGAUGAAAGUGAUAACUCUAAUGACAACAGUAAUGAUGAAACUAACUCUAACUCAAGUACCAGUGAUGAUAGCAGUGAUGAAAAUAAUGGUAACGAUGAUAGUGACGAUAGUUCUUCCGACAGCUCUAACAACAGCAAUGACAGUGACGCUAGUUCUUCCGACAGCUCUAACAACAGCAAUGACAGUGACGCUACUUCUUCCGACAGCUCUGAUAAAAGCGAUGAUAGUGACGCUAGUUCUUCUGACAGCUCUAAUAAUAGCGAUGAUAGUGAUGCUAGUUCUUCCGACAGCUCAAAUUCGGAAGAAAGUUGGAAUACAUCAGAUUCAGAUGAAGACGAUAAAUCGCUUUUGCGAAAAAAACCUGAAGAUUUAUGCAGAAAUUCCAAGAUGAUUCGUGGAGUGGGAUACAAAGUACACCCAACAGACUGUGAUAAAUUUAUCCAAUGUUAUUUUGAUGGAUUUGGUAAUACACGAGCAUCAGUAAAAUCGUGUUCAUUCGGAGAGUAUUGGGAUCAAUAUAAUGUUGCUUGUGUUGAUGCACAAAUAGCUAAUUGUCCAAAUGAUCCAUGUAAAGCUCCGGUUCUGUUUACCAGAGCAAGUAAAAACAGCUGUCGUUCAUACUGGGGCUGUCACAAAGGUCAAUCAUUUGUCAAAUGUUGUCCAGAGAAAAUGUCUUAUCAGCCAAGAAAGGGAUGUGUUCCUGAUCCGGACUGCGUUAGUGAAUGUCCCCCAGAAGAGGGACCGGAAUAUGGGACUUGUGAUAAGAAACCGUUGUUUGGAAAGCCAUAUCUAUAUAAACAAUGGAUUGAAAGCGGACAUUGGGUUGAGAUGUUGUGUGCUCCUGGAACACUUUUUGAUGAGAAUGAUUGUGGAUGUACAAUGAGAACAACACAUAUGACGUCACUUGGAGUCAGAGCCAUAGCAAAAGAAACUUGUAAACCUGAACUAUACUUGCCCUUCUGUCAAGGAUUUAAGGACUGGUCUAAUAAAAAUACCUUAAUUCAAAAUGAAGAUGAUAAGGUGGUCGUGGUAAAUGGUAAAGCUUAUUUUGAUGGAAAGUCCAGUCUAUUUAUACCAAGAUUUUCUGGUGCACAUUAUGGAGAAAGUAUAUAUAUAAAAAUAAGAUAUAAACCUGAUUUUUCUGACGAUGCUCCUGAUGUACAGGCGGAUGAUACAAAUGAGUCCGUCUAUGAAACGAGAAGAAAACGAUCAAUUCUAAGCAGACAACGGAGAGGUUCAAAAAUAGAAAAUGAUGGUCAAAAUGGCGACGCAGCGGGAACAACAAAUACAGAACACAAUCAGAAUGUAGAAUUUAACAUGGAACCCACCAAUCAAGUUGGAGAAUCCAUGGCAGAUAUGGAAAUAACUAAUCAAAAUGCAGAGGCCUCGUUUUCGAAUGUAGAAGUUAACAAUGAUAUUAACGAUGCCACAGACAGUGUUAAUGAAAAAGGUCUCAGUGAUGACACCACUGGUGCAGGAGAUUCCACCACCAAUCAAGCUGAUGAUAACAAGAUAUCAACAAGCCAAUCAUCUGGAGAGGUGGGAAACGUACAAGAUUGGAAUUCGAAAAAUAAAGACGGUGGUGGAGACGGAAACGAUAAUUCUAUAUCUAUGUCAAAAUCGUCUGGUGAGAUAGGAAAAUCUGACGAUAAAAUCGGAGAUGGGAAAGGUUCUGAUUCUGACAGCGGUGAACAGUAUUCGUCGUUUUUCGAAACAUCACAUUUCGAUGAUCAACGUGGUGCUCAUUACGACUACAACUUUGAUAAAAUUGACAAUAGCAUUCAGAAUGCUCAAAAUACUGUCAAUGAGGUGAAUGAUGGAAACAGUAAUGAAGAUGAAUCUUACUUUACGAACUGGUUCAGUAACGGGGACGAUAACAGUGUUAAAAACGAUAACUCAGAAUAUAAGGUUUCAUCGAAUGUUCAAAAUGAUAAAGAUAGUGGGAGUGGUGAAUCUUAUUUCAAAAAUUGGUUUGCAAAUUCUGACGAAAAUGGAAAUGAUGAUAAUAAGAGAGGAAGUGAUGAAAUUAUGUCAACUUAUCAAAAAUCCAGCGGUAGUAGUGAUUUUUUUUCAAAUAGUGGGCUUGUCGAUGUUAUACAAGAUCAAACAAAUGGUCAAGCAAGAAGCCAUGAAAGAAUCGAUCAAAAUAAUGGUAUAUCUGUUCAAAGGGUAAAGCAAAGAAAUGACGGAUCGUCGGGUGAAGACAAUGGAAAGCAGAAUCAAAAUAUGAAAGUUUUUCAAUCAUCAAGUUAUAAAGGGCGAAAAUUUAGACACGGGUUUGGAGAAAAACGAGAUUUCUACCGGGAUUAUAGCAGCGAUGAGAUUAAUAAUGAAGGAGAUGCUGUCGAAAUAUGGGAGAAUUCGAGUGAGGAAAAUUCCAAACACAGACGAAAGCUUCGAACCAGGAAUGAUAGUGACAAUAGCGAUGAUAGCAAAGGAAGCGAUGACAGCAGUAAUCAGAAAAAACGUCGUAAAAAUACUCGUAGAAGCAGCAAUAGCGACAAAGAUACCGACAGCGACGUCAGCAGUGCAAUAAGCGAAGGAUAUGUUGAUAGCAAUUUUGAAUUAAGUUCCGACUUUGGAAAUUCAAAUCUUCGAACUAGUUUAGGCAGUCAACUUCAAAAGGAAGAAAUGUAUUUUGCAAAGACAAACAUUGAUGAGAAGCGUGAAAGAUUAAAAUUUAUUAGCAGGAUUCGAAGAGAAAGAAAUGAAAUGUUGCAAGAAAUGGAAAACUCUAGAAAAGAAAUUAUAAAUAACGUGAAUCUUAAAAAAGAAAGAUUUCGGAAAAGUUCAAGGUCAGAUAUGGCGUUGAUAUCAAACGGAGCAUGCAGUAGUAUGUCCAAAUCUGGCUGUCUAGAAGAUCCAUCUCUGUCGAUUGGUACAAACAGUGAAACAACCACAUGUUCUGUUUAUGCUACAGAGAGCAAAAGGACAAACAUCAAAUUAAAUAAAAGUGAUAAGGAUGAUGACGAUUGGAGAACAGUGAUAUUUACCAUUAAUGAGGGGGUGUUUCGUGCUUAUGACGAAGAUUCCACAGACUUUGAACCAGUAUCAGGUCCAGUUAAAACAACAUUUUCCGGAAUAUAUAUUGGGAAAGGUACUGGAAUGGAGAACUUUAAAGGAUAUAUGGAUGAGGUUUAUAUCUAUUUCUGCAAACCAGACGAAUUAGACGAUUUUAAAUCUAUGGAAUUACCGAAAAAGAAAAACUCGUCUGAUGAUAGCUGUGACUAUAUGAAUGAAAACAUAGUUAAACAAAAUUCUGAAAGCAAUGAAGAAAUAAUUGUAGAACCAGUAGAACCAUGGUGGGGAGAAUAACAAAGAUUUACUGGUUAAGGAAUAUGUACCAUGAUUGAUGGAAAUACCAAUUAAGAAACGAUUUUUCAAUGGGUACGCCGUAGUUCUUGGCAUAUUUAUUUGAAUAUUACCUCCCUUGCUAGAAUUAGAACGCUGGGAAUGCAUAAACGUAGUUUACAAGGAUUACAAAGUUCUUUUUUAAUGUGUCUAUUGUUCGCUUAAGACAUCACAACAUUUCUGCUUAUCACUUUGGUAAACUUCGGCGUCCCUCGACAAACUUCGGAAGGAACAUAUCAUCGGAAUUGAUAAAAAUUUUCGAUAUGGUACCGACACCUUAAUUAAAUAUUCAUAUAUGCAUAUCCAUAUUUAGAUUAAACAUAUACCUCAGAAAUCCGAUCAUUCAAUAGU
Molecule: messenger RNA, 5103 nt
Organism: Mytilus californianus (California mussel)
Lineage: Eukaryota; Metazoa; Mollusca; Bivalvia; Mytilida; Mytilidae
Product: protein PIF-like
Exons: 11
Coding region: 1-4716 (1571 amino acids)
Cellular component (GO): extracellular region
Molecular function (GO): chitin binding
Source: RefSeq, a predicted model, not a curated record